Monodelphis domestica (gray short-tailed opossum) is the source of this 2373-nucleotide messenger RNA. RefSeq names its product peroxisomal biogenesis factor 16 (gene PEX16). The record is from RefSeq and is a predicted model, not a curated record. Gene Ontology annotation, cellular component: peroxisomal membrane. Lineage: Eukaryota; Metazoa; Chordata; Mammalia; Didelphimorphia; Didelphidae. Gene Ontology annotation, biological process: peroxisome organization.
UAGCACAGUGUCUGGGAGACAAUGCACACUUAAUGCAUAUUUCCUUCCAUUCUCAGGCUCUGGGGACAAUUUCUCCCUAGAGAGAUCUCCCUCCCUUUGGUUUUCUUCUCUCCCUCCUCCUGUCUUCGAGGGAAGGAGGAAAAGGAGAAUGUCUUAAAAUGGCCACAGCACUCUCUACUUCCCUGGGCCCUCUUUUCCCAAGAUCUCACUGGAUCCUGAAACACUCUUAAGAAGGCUGACCACAGACCCUUCUCCAGGUGCCUCCAGACGGUUUCCCCACAGCUCGCAACGUGGCCCUUUAAAUCCUAUUUUAUUCGACUCUUUCGGUACUCGAUUGGCUUAGUCAAGCUGUAGAUAGGGAAGAGCUAGCUCCUCCCUUCUCUGGAAUCCACCGUACGGGCUAUUGCUCUAGCCUUACGGGUCGAUGCAGGCGCAUAACAAACUCUGCCAGAGGGCGGUGGAGCUCUGCCUGGCAGGAUCCUGGUUGGACAGGCUUGUGGACUAUCAGGACCAAUGAAAUGGCGGGAUUGAGAGGCGGGACCGGGCUGGCCGUUGCCAAAGGCAACCUUAAGGGGCGGGAACUUAAUCGGACGGAAAUGAGGCGGGAUCUGGGCCGGAAGCAGGAAGUAAGCUGAGGGCGCAGGACGCGGCGGCAGCUGGUCCCUGUCCGCGGUCCCGGUCUCACUCCAGUCCCGAGGCACCAUGGAGAAGCUGCGGCUCCUGGGCCUGCGCUACCAGGAGUACGUGACCCGCCAUCCGGCCGCCACGGCCCAGUUGGAGACGGCCGUGCGGGGCCUCAGCUACCUGCUGGCAGGUCGAUUUGCUGAUUCCCACGAGCUCUCAGAACUGGUGUACUCGGCUUCCAACCUGCUGGUACUCCUGAACGAUGGCAUCCUGAGGAAGGAGCUUAGGCAGAGCCUGCCUGUGUCUCUGUCCCAGCAGAAGUUGCUGACAUGGCUGAGUGUGUUGGAGUGUGUGGAAGUGUUCAUGGAGAUGGGGGCUGCCAAGGUGUGGGGAGAAAUGGGCCGUUGGCUCAUCAUCGUCCUCAUCCAAUUGGCUAAGGCUGUGCUUCGGAUUCUCCUGCUGCUCUGGUACAAGGCUGGCCUGCAGACCUCACCCCCCAUUGUGCCACUUGAUCGGGAGAUGCAGCUUCAUUCCCAAGGUGGUGAGCACAAUUUGGGCAGCCAGGACCGGCCCUAUGUGGGGAAGAGGUCCAACCGGGUGGUGCGAUCCCUGCAGAGCACACCAUCCUUGCACUCAAGGCACUGGGGAGUCCCCCAGCAGCAAGAGGGGAGACUCUCCCAUCGAGGGGAGGAGCUGGAGGCUGGCCCCACUCCCCUGGGGCUACAGGAGACCAUUGCUGAAUCCGUGUACAUAGCCCGACCCUUGCUGCACUUGCUGAGUUUGGGCCUGUGGGGUCAGCGGUCCUGGAAGCCUUGGCUCCUCUCUGCCAUCUUGGAUGUGACCAGCCUAAGUCUGCUGAGUGACAAAAAAGGGCUGACUCGGCGAGAGCGCCUGGAGCUCCGGCGUCGGACCAUCCUGCUGCUUUACUACCUGCUGCGUUCCCCCUUCUAUGACCGUUUCUCUGAGGACAGGAUCCUCUUCCUGCUGCGGCUGCUGGCCGAUUAUGUUCCUGGCGUUGGUUUAGUCACCCGGCCACUGAUGGACUACUUGCCUGCUUGGCAGAAAAUUUAUUUCUACAAUUGGGGCUGACAGGAGAUCCAGGGCUGAGGAGGAGGAGGGCUGCUGAGAGGGUGGGGGGUGUGGGGGCCAUGAUCUGCUGCAGGUAUCAGGCAGCCCAUCCCUUCAGCCCCUCAGCUCCUCUGUCCUCUAAUAAAACUGGCCCCCGGUGAUGCUCCUAAGCGUGUCCCCUCUGUGCUCCCAUAUUGGGGGGAGCCCAGGCCCCAUAGUAUUCCUGCCACGAUGCCCAAACCAGCCAGCCUUCCGGGGGAGCCAGAGCCAGCCACCUAAGCCACUGGGCUCAAUAACAAAUGGCUACCUGUUCUACUCAGGACAGCUCCCCAGUAUGAGAGGUCACCACUACAUCCUGGCUCUGCCCAUCUACACUACAGUGAUUCUUCUCUUAAUGAACUUCCUGGGAAUGAAGCUCCAUCAUGUGCAGUCAGCUUUGUUUAAAAAAAAAAAAAAAAGAACCUCCUAACCUCUGGGAAGCAGAACUGUCACCUUCCAGCCUCAGGACCCCCAACCUUAGGGUCAGGGCUUCCUGUUGAAGGUAAAUAGGGAGAUCCUUGGGAAAGCCAGGAUGUGGCCAGAAGGCAUCCUUGGGCCUCCAGGGGCUCCCCUUCUGAGUCUUUAAUCUUUCCUUCUCCCCAAGGCCCCACUUUUUGUGAUAAACACCAACUGAAACUGGUA